This is a messenger RNA of Eurypyga helias (sunbittern), 1474 nucleotides long. It is a transcript of the gene EFR3B, whose product is annotated as EFR3 homolog B (S. cerevisiae). The transcript is spliced from 11 exons. Gene Ontology annotation, cellular component: plasma membrane. Gene Ontology annotation, biological process: protein localization to plasma membrane. The record is from RefSeq and is a predicted model, not a curated record. NCBI's taxonomy places the organism in Eukaryota, Metazoa, Chordata, Aves, Eurypygiformes, Eurypygidae. Bases 118 to 1467 code for a protein of 449 amino acids.
CCCGCUCGGCUGAGCAUCUCCUGCAGCGAUGCUGCCGCUGAGCUGGCCCCGGCUGCUGCUCGGCGAGGAGAGGAGCGAUACCCGGCACCCUGAACCCCUCCGUUGGCUCUGGAUGCGAUGGCUUUGACGACCUGGGCUCUCGGCCCCGCGCUGCGGCUCUGUGCCACCGGCCCUGCCUGCUCCUGGGAGAUGCUGCACGUGGCCGGAGCAGGUGUGUGCGGCUGCUGCGGUGCCCUGCGUCCUCGCUACAAAAGACUUGUCGACAACAUCUUCCCUGAGGACCCAGAGGAUGGGCUGGUGAAGACCAACAUGGAGAAGCUGACAUUUUAUGCCCUGUCUGCCCCGGAGAAGCUGGAUCGCAUUGGUGCCUACCUCUCCGAGCGGCUAAUCAGAGAUGUGAGCCGGCACCGAUACGGGUACGUGUGCAUUGCCAUGGAGGCCCUGGACCAGCUCCUCAUGGCUUGUCACUGCCAGAGCAUCAACCUCUUCGUGGAGAGCUUCCUGAAAAUGGUGGCAAAGCUGCUAGAGUCGGAGAAGCCCAAUCUGCAGAUCCUGGGAACCAACUCGUUUGUGAAGUUUGCCAACAUCGAGGAGGACACCCCAUCUUAUCACCGCAGCUACGACUUCUUUGUCUCCCGCUUCAGCGAGAUGUGUCACUCCAGCCACGACGACAUGGACAUCCGGACCAAGAUCCGUAUGUCCGGAAUUAAAGGCCUGCAAGGAGUCGUGAGGAAGACAGUGAACGAUGAACUCCAAGCCAACAUCUGGGACCCACAGCACAUGGACAAGAUCGUGCCCUCGCUGCUCUUCAACUUACAGCACGUCGAGGAGACGGAAAGCCGCUCCCCCUCCCCGCUGCAAGCCACCGAGAAGGAGAAGGAGAGUCCUACGGAGCUGGCGGAGAGGUGUCUGCGGGAGCUGCUGGGCCGAGCGGCGUACGGCAACAUCAAGAACGCCAUCAAACCCGUCCUCAUCCACCUGGAUAACCACUCGCUCUGGGAGCCAAAGAUCUUCGCUACCUGCUGCUUCAGGAUCAUCAUGUACUCGAUCCAGCCGCAGCACUCCCAUCUCGUCAUCCAGCAGCUCUUGGGGCACCUGGAUGCCAACAGCAAGAGCGCGGCCACCGUGCGUGCGGGCAUCGUGGAGGUCCUCUCGGAGGCAGCGGUGAUCGCAGCCUCCGGAUCUGUUGGUCCCACGGUGCUGGAGGUGUUUAACACCCUGCUGAGGCAGCUGCGGCUCAGCAUUGACUACGCGCUGACGGGGAGCUACGAUUGCGCUGCUGGGGUCAGCACCAAGAUCAUCAAGGAGCACGAGGAGAGAAUGUUCCAGGAGGCCGUCAUUAAAACCAUAGGGUCCUUUGCCAGCACGCUGCCCACCUACCAGCAGUCUGAGGUGAUGGUUUUCAUCAUGAACAAGGUGCCACUGCCCUCCUCGCAGCAAUCCAUCGAGGCCGGCAAAGCUGGGUGAGAACGGA